Messenger RNA from Balaenoptera ricei (Rice's whale), 3594 nucleotides. RefSeq names its product FLVCR choline and putative heme transporter 2 (gene FLVCR2). The transcript is spliced from 11 exons. Gene Ontology annotation, cellular component: membrane. The record is from RefSeq and is a predicted model, not a curated record. Gene Ontology annotation, biological process: transmembrane transport; heme export. Lineage: Eukaryota; Metazoa; Chordata; Mammalia; Artiodactyla; Balaenopteridae. Bases 357 to 1997 code for a protein of 546 amino acids. Gene Ontology annotation, molecular function: heme binding; heme transmembrane transporter activity.
AGAGUCCGGCGGAGUGGCUGCGCCCGGAGAGAGCUCUUUCCAGGACGGAGAGGGUGAACGUCGACAGGCGCUUCGGCAGGACUCAAGGCACCGGGGGCCAGGACCAGGCUGAGGCGUCUGCAGCUGGGGGACAGCAAUCAGGGACAGAGGACGCCAAGGAAAAGUGAGAGCAGAAGCUUGGGGGUGAGCAAAAGAGCCCCACUCGCGGCUUUUACGCAGGCUGGGGACUCCAUUUAUUCCUUCCGGGCUGGCCGGGUAAGUGCUACGUCAGCUUGAGGUGACCAGACGACGCCACUGCCCCUUAAGUCGACUAGAGUCCUCAGCACCUGUCUAGGGCUGCAGGAGAGGCUGUGGUCAUGGUGAAUGAAGAGCCUAACCAGCAAGAGCGCGAUGGCACCGCUUCGCAGACUUCCGCCCUCGGGGAGAACCCCAGCCUCUCGGCCCAUCCCAGCGUCUCAGCCCGUCCAAGCGUCUCCAUCCACCCCAGUGUCUCCGCGCACCGCAGUAGUUCGGCCCACCCCAGUACGUUGGCUCAGCCCAGUGGCUCGGCCCACCCCAGUAGCUCGGGCCCGGAGGACCUUGGCGUGAUCAAGGUGAGCAAGCGCCGAUGGGCUGUGGUCCUGGUGUUUAGCUGCUACUCCAUGUGCAACGCCUUCCAGUGGAUCCAGUACAGCUCCAUCAAUAACAUCUUCAUGAACUUCUACGGGGUCAGUGCCUUUGCCAUCGACUGGCUUUCCAUGUGCUACAUGCUGACCUACAUUCCUCUGCUCCUGCCGGUGGCCUGGCUCCUGGAGAAGUUCGGCCUGCGCACCAUCGCCCUCACCGGCUCCGCUCUCAACUGCCUGGGGGCCUGGGUGAAGCUGGGCAGCCUGAAGCCGCAUCUCUUCCCAGUCACCCUGCUGGGCCAGGUCAUCUGCUCCGUGGCCCAGGUCUUCAUCCUGGGCAUGCCCUCCCGCAUUGCUUCUGUCUGGUUCGGGGCUAAUGAGGUGUCAACAGCCUGCUCCGUAGCUGUCUUUGGCAAUCAGCUUGGAAUUGCCAUUGGGUUCUUGGUCCCUCCUGUCUUGGUACCCAACAUCAAAGACCAGGACAAGCUUGCCUACCACAUCAGCAUCAUGUUCUACAUAAUAGCAGGUGUGGCCACUCUGCUUUUCAUCCUUGUCAUCAUCGUAUUCAAGGAGAAGCCGAAACAUCCCCCCAGCAGGGCCCAAUCCCUAAGCUAUGCCUUGGCAUCCCCUGAUGCUUCAUACUUAAGUUCCAUCGUCCGACUCUUCAAAAACCUCAACUUUGUGCUGCUUAUCAUCACCUAUGGUCUGAAUGCUGGUGCUUUUUAUGCCUUGUCCACUCUGCUGAAUCGCAUGGUGAUCUUGCACUACCCGGGCGAAGAAGUGAAUGCUGGAAGAAUCGGCCUGACCAUCGUCAUUUCAGGAAUGCUUGGGGCUAUGAUCUCAGGUAUCUGGCUGGAUAGGACCAAAACCUACAAGGAGACAACUUUGGUGGUCUACAUCAUGGCUCUGGUGGGCAUGGUGGUUUACACGUUGACCUUGAACCUGGGACACCUGUGGGUAGUGUUCAUCACGGCUGGUGCAAUGGGCUUCUUUAUGACUGGCUACCUCCCGCUGGGAUUUGAGUUUGCUGUGGAGCUGACAUACCCAGAAUCAGAAGGCAUAUCGUCUGGCCUCCUCAACAUGUCUGCCCAGGUAUUCGGGAUCAUCUUCACCAUCUCCCAGGGCCAGAUUAUCGACAACUAUGGAACCAGGCCUGGGAACAUCUUCCUGUGUGUGUUCCUCACCCUUGGAGCCGUCCUCACUGCGUUCAUUCGGGCAGAUCUCCGGAGGCAGAAAGCAAACAAAGAAACUCUUGAGAAUGUUGUUCCCGUAUUUCACAGCCAGAUCCUUGUCCACGAGGACCAGAAACCUGCGGAGGAGGAGGAGGAGGAGGAGGAGGAGGAGAGCAAAACCAGCAAAGCCCCCACUAGUGUACUGGAGGAGCAACUCUGAGAGAGAAAGGUGGUGGGACUCAGGGAACACGGACCACGCCCACCUCUUCAGCCAGCACAGCUCUCCCUGCCAGCACCACGGGCAGGCUUCCCCGGAGCAGCUUUUGGAGGGAACCAGGGGGCAUAGCUGGGGCUUGGACAGCAGUGCCUCCGCCUGGAACCCACCGCAGAGCUGGUGUCGUCUGCCUGGGGGAGACUGCGGUUUUCACCACGUGCCGAUCGGCUCCCCGCCCCUCCCCGCGUAGGUCUGGCAGCUGGUGGGCGGGGGCAGAGGGAAUCCUGGAGUCAGUCCUGGCCGGCUGCCUUGCCUUCCCUCCACCCCAUCCCGCGGGAGAGAGCCUGCCAAUUAUCACGGAAAGCAAGCUUACUCCGGAGGUUAACUUUUUCUAGUGUCUUCAGACCCUUAGGAGCCCAAUUCUAAGGGGCGGCAGCUGCUCUGGACGAGGGUCAUUCUUGGGCCACCAGACUGACCGCUAACGUUCGGAGGGAGAGAAAACACCAUCAGGACAAACCCCUCAGGACUCUGGGACCAGGUUCUCCCGGCUCAUGUUGGCGUCUGUCUCCAAACCCUCUUUCCCAAGAGCUGAUAAAACCAAACAUCAGUAAACUUGACAAAAACUUUGCUGUGGCUGUGAAGGAGAAGCCGAUUUCAGAGAGUUGACCUUCUCAGGAUGUGAGGGUGCUUACGAACUUGGGGACUCUGGUCCCCAAAUGAUUUAGGAAUGGAAAGGUUCUUUUCUAAAAUAGAUGUCCUGGCCUAGGGCCUUGUGUGUGUGUCACUGUCACCUCUGCUGCUGUCAUCUGGACGCUGCCCACGUGUUCUCCAGAGGGAGGGCAAGCCCAGCCAACUGCCUGCCUGUACCCUUUAGUGAAAACCAACCUGGAUACCUUCCCCCCUGCGAACUCCAGAACGCUUCUGAGAGAUGAAAGGGGCAGCAGGUGGCCACUGAACGGGACUCGGGUCUGCUGGGUUAGAUAAGAGCAUUCCAUCUCUGAUGGGGACAGUAUUUGCAUCCCCACCUCUCCCCUCACCCCCUUCUUUAAUAGCAAUAAUUUUUUCUCAGAUGUUCUGAAUUUAAAGAGAUUCCCUUUCAAUCAGCCCUAGCUGACCUCUCCUGCUUUGCCUGCUGUCUGGCUCUACCCAUGGGCUUGGGUAGUAUUUCCAAAAAUAAGAUGUUUUGGUCAUUUCUCCUGUGCGUUGAGUUCCGUGAUCAUGACCCCUAUGCUGCCCCGGCCUCAGCAUAUUGGAGCAGCCUGUGUGGCAGCGGUGCUGGGGUACUUGAGCCACUGCCCAAGGGGAGCCAAGUGUGUGUGUGUGUGUGUGUGUGUGUGUGUCUGUGUCUCUGUGUGUGUCUGUGUGUACAGAUAUUCUGUACAUAAUAAAAGAAGUUCACACUUCUGGUGGGAGGACUGAGGUAGGGGUGGAGGGGAGGUGGAGAGUGAUGGCGCCUUUUUGAUAAAGAGUGUUUACUCUUCAGUCCCUUAAAAUGUAUCAACAAAAUGUUUACUGAAACCAUUGAUUUAUUUAAAAAACAUAAUUAAUAUUUUCUACUUGUUAAUGUCAGAUAUUUUAAGGCAAUAAAAGAUUCUCCAUGUGG